GGCUGCGGUGCUCGGCCGGCCGCCAUGAAGCCGCCCGCAGCCUGCGCGGGCGGCGAUGUCCCGGACGCGGCCGCGGCGUGCGCCCCCGUGGACGCGCUGCGCUGGGACCUGGAUGCCCAGCAGAUCCAGGCGCUCACCCAGCAGCUGAUGGCACAGACCAAGCGUGUGUACGACCGGGUGGGCGCCCAGUCUUUCGACGAGGUGUCCUACGAGAGCACCCUCAAGGCGCUGGCCGACGUGGAGGUGACUUACACAGUUCAGAGAAACGUCUUGGACUUCCCCCAGCACGUGUCCCCGGCCAAGGACAUCCGCGCGGCCAGCACGGAGGCCGACAAGCAGCUGUCGGAGUUUGACGUGGAGAUGAGCAUGCGGCAGGACGUGUACCAGAGGAUCGUGUGGCUGCAGGAGAAGGUUCCCAAGGAGUCGCUGAGGCCGGAGGCGGCCCGCUACCUGGAGCGGCUGAUCCAGCUGGGCCGGAGGAACGGGCUGCACCUGCCUACGGAGACCCAGGAGAAAAUCAAAAGCAUCAAGAAGAAGCUGAGCCUGCUGUGUAUCGACUUCAACAAGAACCUCAAUGAGGACACCACCUUUCUGCCGUUCACGCGCGAGGAGCUGGGCGGGCUCCCCGAGGACUUCCUGAGCUCCCUUGAGAAGAUGGAGGACGGCAAGCUGAAAGUCACGCUCAAGUACCCGCACUACUUCCCCCUGCUCAAGAAGUGCCACGUGCCCGAGACGAGGAGGAAGGUGGAGGAGGCCUUCAACUGCCGCUGCAAGGAGGAGAACUGCGCCAUCCUGCGGGAGUUGGUGGCCCUGCGCGCGCAGAAGUCGCAGCUGCUGGGCUUCAGCACGCACGCCGACUACGUGCUGGAGAUGAACAUGGCCAAGAGCAGCCAGACCGUGGCCACUUUCCUGGACGAGCUAGCCCAGAAGCUGAAGCCGCUAGGGGAACAGGAGCGGGCUGCCAUCCUGGAGCUGAAGCAGGCCGAGUGCGCCCGGCGGGGCCUGCCCUUCGACGGCUGCAUCCACGCCUGGGACCUGCGCUACUACAUGAACCAGGUGGAGGAGACGCGCUACCACGUGGACCAGAACCUGCUCAAGGAGUAUUUCCCCGUGCAGGUGGUCACGCAGGGCCUGCUAGGCAUCUACCAGGAGCUCCUGGGGCUCACCUUCCGCCUGGAGGAGGGCGCUGCCGUGUGGCACCCCGACGUGCAGCUCUACACCGUGCAUGAUGCCGCAUCCGGGCAGCUGCUGGGCAAGUUCUACCUGGACCUGUACCCCAGGGAAGGCAAGUACGGGCACGCGGCGUGCUUCGGCCUGCAGCCGGGCUGCCUGAGGCCUGACGGGAGCCGGCAGAUCGCCAUCGCGGCCAUGGUGGCCAACUUCACCAAGCCCACGCCGGACGCACCGUCCCUGCUGCAGCAUGGUGAGGUGGAGACCUGUUUCCACGAGUUCGGCCACGUGAUGCACCAGCUGUGCUCGCAGGCGGAGUUCGCCAUGUUCAGCGGGACGCACGUGGAGCGGGACUUCGUGGAGGCGCCGUCCCAGAUGCUGGAGAACUGGGUGUGGGAGGAAGAGCCGCUGCGCCGCAUGUCACAGCACUACCGCACUGGCAACGCGCUGCCCGCAGAGCUGCUGGACAAGCUCAUCCGCUCCCGGCAGGCCAACACUGGUCUCUUCAACCUGCGCCAGAUAGUCCUGGCCAAGGUGGACCAGGCCCUGCACACGCAGACGGACGCAGACCCGGCCGAGGAGUAUGCCCGGCUCUGCCAGGAAAUCCUUGGGGUGCCCGCCACGCCAGGGACCAACAUGCCUGCCACCUUUGGCCACCUGGCCGGGGGCUACGACGCACAGUACUACGGCUACCUGUGGAGCGAGGUGUACUCCAUGGACAUGUUCCACACGCGCUUCCGGCAAGAGGGCAUCCUGAAUGCCAAGGUGGGCAUGGACUACAGAAGUUGCAUCCUGAGGCCCGGCGGCUCCGAGGACGCCAGCGCCAUGCUGAAGCGCUUCCUGGGGCGCGGGCCCAAGCAGGACGCCUUCCUCCUGAGCAAGGGGCUGUGUGUGGAGGACAGCGUGUCGCCUGCCCUGGUGCCUUAGCCUGCCUGCCCCGGGGCAGCGCUGGAGCCUGUGCGGGGUGCCCAGGCACUUCUCACCUCCAUCAUGGGCCACCUCCAGGGGUUAGCUGGUCCCCUCCCCCAGAACCUGCCAUCAUUAAAAGUUUUAACCAG
Messenger RNA from Ochotona curzoniae (black-lipped pika), 2228 nucleotides. RefSeq names its product thimet oligopeptidase 1 (gene THOP1). Gene Ontology annotation, cellular component: mitochondrial intermembrane space. The coding region runs from base 25 to 2097 and encodes 690 amino acids. Gene Ontology annotation, molecular function: metalloendopeptidase activity. The transcript has 13 exons. Lineage: Eukaryota; Metazoa; Chordata; Mammalia; Lagomorpha; Ochotonidae. The record is from RefSeq and is a predicted model, not a curated record. Gene Ontology annotation, biological process: peptide metabolic process; proteolysis.